AUGUAUGAAAGACAUAAAAUUGCACUGAGGAAUUUAAUAAACGCAAACGCUGUUGGAGUUAAAAUUCAUGAUUUGACAAAUUAUCGUGAUAUUUUAAUUGUAUGCUGUGAACGUAUCAUUCAACUGCCUGAUGUUUAUCAUCAAAGUUUAAUUGAAUUGAUCAAAUUAUGCGGGAAUCCAUUUGUAAAGUAUGCCAGUUCAGAUGAAGUGAAUUAUUUCAAUUCAGCUGUUGAUUUCAUGAAUCAUUUUGGAUAUCUUCUAUAUGUGAAAGAUGAAGAGAUCUGUUUGGCUAUUUGUUAUGCAUUAGAAAAAUUCUAUUUGAUGCAGGAACCAUUGAUUCAUAUACCUGAAGAAUCAACGAUACGGUAUACUUCAAAAAAGUUUAAUCAAAAUAUUAUACAUCAUAGUGAUAUUAUUGAAUGUUUACUAAAGAGUUAUUGUGAAACUGAUAAGACUGAUGUCAUUCGUUUAACACUUCUCAAACUGAUGGAAAGAUUAACGAAACAUUCAGAAUUUUGUUCAAAUAGAAUCAUUACAAAAUUAGGCGGUCAAAUUAUCUGUGAGCGAAUAUCAUUACCAAUUUCAUCUAAUGAAUUACUCUCUUGGUCUAUAUCAAUUCUAUGGAAUUUAAUUGAUAAUACUACGAGUGAAAAAAUGAAAAUUGAAUGGACUAUACAACUUGGAAGUGAAGAUUGUUUACUGAAACUUCGAGAUAUAUUCUUUACAUUAUUGGCUCAAAGUCAUUCAAAACUUUAUCGUAAUCUACGCAAUGAUGUGUUAACAAUAAUUAUGUUAAUCACAAAGCAUGCUAAUAUCUAUGGUCAAUCAAAUCGAGUACGUAUGGUUGAAUCUGGUCUAGUCAGACGAUUGGUACACUUGUUAACAUUUGAUGAAUUUAGAUGUAUGAAUCCAUUGUUGAAAAACUUGAAAUUAUUGCCAAAUGACGAAAAUUUCGAUAUGAAAAAGUUGAUUAUUUCAAUACUUGUUGAAGUAUCCAAUGAUUCAGCUGCAAUCUAUACAAUGUCUAAGUCUGGCUUGAUCAAAGGUCUAUUUCAAUGGAUAUGUCCAAUGAUACAAACCAAUGCAAUAAACUUACAAGAUGGAUAUAAACAGGAAGAAAAUUAUUCAAAUUUUCCUAAAUACAACAUAGUUAACCAAGAUGAACAUCAAAGAACCAGAGAUUCACAAUUGAAAUAUCAUUCUAUUCAAAAUGUUGACUCUACUACUACUACUACUACUACUACUACUACUACUACUACUACUACUACUACUACUACUACUAAUAAUAAUAAUAAUAAUAAUAAUAAUGACAAUAAUAAUAAUAAUGGUUUAUUAUCUGAUACAAAAUUAGAUGAGAAGAAGUUGGAAGUGUCGAAAAUUAUCAACACUAAAAACUCAAAGAGAAUGAAUAGUUCAUUAGAUAAGAAAGAUAAAUCCUUGGUAUUAUCUAAGUAUGAAGUUGAUCAAUAUGCUACAGAUGAAGAUAAACAAGAUAUUGAUAUAUUACGUAAAUGGCCACAAGCCUAUUUAGAAGAGCUUCAUUUGUAUAUGCUUGAUGCAUUAGGAAUUAUAGCACCACAUUUAUUAGAUGAUUGUAUUAUCUAUGAAAUUCCAUCAAGAUUGUUAAUCUUGUUACAAUGGUGUAUUAAUUCAGAACCAUUUCUAGGACAAGGGAACAGUUUUCAUGGUGCUGGCGGUAGAAAUAGUAAACGAGCACAAUUACGUUAUUCACUACGCUUAAUCAGAAGUCUUGUAGAAACAAAUGAUGAACGUAUUAUCCUAGAUUUUGUCUGUCAUGGUCUAAUUCAAUUGUUAACACCGAUAAUUUAUUCAAUAUCUUCAAAAAUGAGAUCUGAUCAACCACAUAAUGAAUUAUUAAAACUUAAUAAUCAAAUGGUAACAAGACAAUAUCGUAUUCAAGAAGAUACUACUGAAAUACUCAAUUCAGGAUGUUAUCAAAAUGAACAGAAAAAUGUUAUAAAUAUACAAGAGAAUAUGGAAGAAGAUAUGAUAGGAUUAGAAAUGCAAUGUGAUGUACUGUUAAUAUUAUCGAAACUCUGUGGAAAUGUACCUGAAAGGAAACAGAUGAUUGGUACAGAUGGUAUUAAUUCAAUAAUUAAAUUACUUAAACAAUUAUCCAAUCGAUUUGCUACAAUUGAAUCUGUUCAAUAUCGUUUAUUAACUCAACCAAACAAUAAACUAUCCUAUUUACCAUCAACUGAAUUGGGGAUGUUACAUCGUGAACCAUUAAUCGAAUUGGCACAUGCUCUAAUUGAAGCAAUAUGGUGUUGUAUAAUUGGUUCUAAUAAUUGUGAAGAUUAUUUUUUAAUGAAAAAUGGAGCAACAUACUUGCUUAAUUUAUUAGAGUGGUAUCCACUUGAAUCUGUCAAUUAUCUUCUGGGUUGUUUAGUCGAUUUAACAGAGAACUAUAAAUGUCUAUCAUAUUUAUCAUGUUGGUCUGGUAUUCGUCCUCUUAACGAAACUGAAGAUCAUAUUGAUAUAUACAAUCAAAGAAGACAUUCAAUGAAUGAUUUAGAAUUAACUACAUCAUUAUUAACAAAAUCACCUGAUUUAGUUGUUUCAACUAAACUACACAAAAUCCUUACAAAUACUAAUAAAAUUAUCACUUCAUAUAAUAAUAAUAAUAAUAAUAGUAUUAAUAAUGAAAAUAAGGAAACAGUAUUGAUUAAUAAAACAGAAGAUAACCUAAUUCCAUAUGAUAUAGACAUAGAACAAGAUUCAAUUCAUGUUUGGUUGAAUGGACCAAGUUUAGCACAAUUAUUAUGUUAUAUAUGGAGAUGGGAAGAGAAAAGAAUGAAAGUAAGCGAUGAAAUAAGCAGGAAUCAAUAUGGAGAAGAAAACGGAAACGGAAACGGACCCUCAACAUAUUACAGUCCAAAUAAACAAUGUGACAGUCUCAGAAUGAAUAUAUACGCUUUAUUCUUACGGUUAGGUUUUAAUAAUCAAGAAAAUCUUUCACCAAAAGAUCAAAUUACAUUGAAGAAAAUUGAAUCAUAUUUUGAUUUGAAAAUCGGUGAAAUUUGGAGAAAUAUAGAGAAAGAAUUUACUAGUAGACAAUUCAGACCAAUUACACCAGAUAAACAGAUGAUAUCAUCAGUUUUAAUUUGGUAUAAAAAACAAAUGGAUAAGUUAUACAAUGAAGAAAAGGAAAUAUUGAAUACAUCAAAAAUGGUAAUAUUAAGUGAAGAACAAAAUUAUUAUUCAUUUAUAAGAAAAGUAAUAAGAAAUCAUGAUUUCGCUAUGAAUAAUUAUCAUGAUUAUUUAUUAAGGACAUCUAAUUAUGAAUAUUUAAAAGAGGCGCAUUUAAAACAACUAUCUGCUAUUAAUGCAUCACGUAUUGAACCAUUGAACAAAAUGAAAGAAUCAAAAAAUCGAAUUUUAACAAAAACACCAUUAGAAUUGGAUGAAACCAUUGAAAAUGGUAAUAAUAAUGUUGAUGGUAUACCAAGUAAUAAUUCAAUUCAAGCGACAGAAUCCAGUGUUUAUCAUAAAACAGACAUUGAUAAAUUGAACAUAACUGCUUUCUGUUCAAAAUCGAUUACAAUUGAUUCAACACCGAAACACUUAUUUAUGCAUCCAACUAAACUGGAAAAGGAAUUGCUUGAUAUUGUUGAAGUAAAACAAUCAACAGUUGAAAUUGAUAAAGAUUGAUUGAACAAAGUUAAAAUGAAUUCAGAUAUUUUAUGUUGACUGUUUUGUUAGCCUUAACAUUUCAGUUUCGUUUAACUAUUUCGUUUUGUUGUUUGACAAAAGACGUCGUCAUGAAGGUGUAGAACAAAUAACUAGAACUAAUACAGUUAACUAUAUC
This is a messenger RNA of Heterobilharzia americana, 3829 nucleotides long. NCBI's taxonomy places the organism in Eukaryota, Metazoa, Platyhelminthes, Trematoda, Strigeidida, Schistosomatidae. The record is from the annotation of a GenBank genome assembly.